CAUGAACUUGCAUAUCUUGCCAUGAGACGCGAGGUUUGGGGGUCCUGGCGACUCUGAUCUUCCGAGUGAGUUCUGAGACUUGUGUUGAACCUGUCGAACCUGUCGAACCUGUCGAUCCUCACAGCUCCGACUUCUUUCUGCAACUCGCUCUCAAAGUGGAGAAGCAAAUCGAAUCGCAGAUCUUAUUGCAGCGCUCGAACACUUCCAUCACCCGGCACUUUCCACGAUGGUCGCAGGCUCUCCAGUUCUUUCAGGAGCAGCUUCGCUCGAACACUUCCACCGCCCUGCUGUGGAGUACUUUGCGGCAGUUUCCACCACGGUGGCAAGAGCUGGAUUCGAAGUGCGCCAACAUCGGUCGUCGGUUUCCAACUUUGGUAUCCCAGAACCUCUCGGUGCUCGAGGCCUACAGACACUACGCCUGCCAUGUGGCUCCAGAUUAUUUCAUCACCGACCCGCACGUGGCCUUACGUGCUGAUGUUGCCCCUCUGGAGAAUGGCUGCAUUAGUUUCAGCGCAAGGCCGAAAGUGGUCAUGGCUACGAAUGGUACUCACAGGUACGAUGCAUACAGACAUUGCUCUGGAAGCUGUCCGGAUGAUCCAGCAUGGCAGGAGUUGUCUGUGGAGAUGGUGGACGAAGACAUCCUCGUGCUUCCAAGCAUACGCACACCUCCAGGAAUGGAGUACCAGCAUUCCCUCACCGAUCUCUUGGCUCAAGCUUGGACGGUGUUGCCGCUUUUGAGGGAUUCCAACAUGAAGCUGGUGAUCUACUCUCCGAUUCAGGGGCAGCUGCUGCAGAGCAUGGGCAUUCCACCAGAGAAGCUUCUGGACAUUCCCAUCACAAGCUUCGAAGCACACAAGCUGCUUUGUGUCAAACCUGGCCGCACCAUGACUCUGUGGCGCACAGCACGAGCGGAUGGUGCUGAUGUGCCUUUUCUGGAGCAAACAGCUACUCGAAUUUAUGCCGAUUAUUGGUGGCGCCUGCCGGGCUACCAGCUGGGUCCCGAAGUUUCAGAUGCCAUAGCCAGACAUGCCGGUUUCGCCGGUUUCGAAUCGAAGCAAGACUCUGUGGUCUUUGUGCUGCGAUGCAGCGAGCGUCGCCAGUUGGCCAAUGAGGCAGAGGCUGUAGGGGCCGUGACCAGAGCCCUGGUGGAGGCGAAGUCCGAUUUCCAGUUGCUCACCUUUUGCCCUGGCCGCGAAGACUUCCUUGAGCAAGUGCGGAAGGUGCGGCAAGCCAAGCUGAUUAUCGGAGAGCAUGGUGGAGCACUGGCCAAUAUGCUGUUGGCACAGAAUGGCACCGGAAUCAUUGAGUUGGUUGGCAGCCCGGAAGCUCAAAUCGGAUUACCUGGCGAAUUUCCACCCUACAAAAGUAUGUGGUAUGGUGGAGCUGGUGCCGCCUUCGCUUUCUACCGGGUGGUGUUGUACGAGCCCACCUUGGUGGGGCCUGCAGUGCGCUUAGAGGAUCUUCAAGAAGCUGUUCAGAAGUGGCUGAGCGCCUGAGCAAAAGAAGCCUUGGG
Cladocopium goreaui is the source of this 1513-nucleotide messenger RNA. The record is from the annotation of a GenBank genome assembly. NCBI's taxonomy places the organism in Eukaryota, Dinophyceae, Suessiales, Symbiodiniaceae.